GUGUGUUUUUUCGGUGUGACGGUGACAGUGAGACGCAAUUUUUAGUUUUCGGUUUCUCUGCUUUCUGUGCGAUGUGCUACGGUUUCACCGAUCUCCGCAUCCUCUGUCUCGCGUAGUCGGAGCUCGGAACCUCACGAUGGAGUGCCGCAAGGGUCGACGGAAAGGAGGAGCUCCGAUCCUCGGCAGUCUGCUACUUGCGUGGUUCUUAACCAACGGCUGCGCCGUCGUCGCACGAAAUAUAGAGAGGUACGACACCGCAUACGCUUGCGAGGGCAAGACGCUGGAGAUCGAAUGCGGCGAGGGAAAACUGAUCCACUUGAUACGGGCAAACUAUGGCAGGUUCUCCAUCACGAUAUGCAACGAGCACGGGAACACCGAGUGGAGCGUCAACUGCAUGUCGCCCAAAUCGUUCCGCGUGCUGAACAACGAGUGCAACGACCAGCAGAACUGCAGCAUCGUUGCGUCUACGCUGCAAUUCGGCGAUCCUUGCCCGAAUACACACAAAUAUCUCGAAGCGCAUUAUCGAUGCGUGUCCGCGGCCACUACCACGACGACAUCCCGGCCGAGUCCGCCGUGGUUCAUAACUUCACAACCGAGUGUCUGGAGCACCGCUAAGCCAACUGUCAGGCCUCCCUCGAGGAUUACGACACCAGCGCAACAGCCACACCAACAACCACCGGCGCCGUCCACUCCAGUGAUGCCGAUAACGACGCCGGCGAGUUCUACGUCAACAAGGUCCUCUGCCGACAUCGAAGUCGAUGAGGAAGAUCAGGAUUUAAUACCUCCUGCGAAUGGUUCUCCGGCGAAUGGCCCGGCAAUGCCGCCGAUUAUAUUUGAGACCACUCAAGCUACGACAACAUCUACCUUCGCUCCUUGGAGAACCAGCCGAAGGACCACCGUACCCAGCACACUAUACCCGGAGUCUACUUCGAAUGGAAGCCCGUGGUAUGACUAUAGACAAGUGUGUCCUCCGGUAGUAGCCCGGAAUCUGUCCUGGAACACGACCAGGGCUGGCGACGUGGCCGUACAAAGCUGCCCCGGCGGUGCCAAUGGUCUGGCCAGAUGGCGGUGUCUGGCCCGCGGAGAAUCCGCCUUCUGGCAUCGCGACAAUCCAGAUUUGAGCGAGUGUCGAUCAGUCUGGUUGACCACCCUGGAAAACCGUGUGACGGACGGCGACGUGAUUCUCGGUAUCAGCAGGGAGCUCUCGCAAGUCACAAAUAACAGCCGCGGUUUGUACGGCGGCGACAUGAUGAUAACUACGAAGAUCAUUAAAAAUAUGGCCGAGAAGAUGGCCCUGGACAUUAAAACCUACCAAGAUUCUAAUCAGAGGGAGGUCAGCGUCACAGAGUUGCUCCAGGGCGUAGUGAGGACCGGUAGCAAUUUGCUCGACAAGGCGCAAAUGGCGUCCUGGAAGGAUCUUAGUCAUCAGGAACAGAUGAGGGUCGCAACAUCGCUGCUGAUCGGUCUCGAGGAGAACGCUUUCUUAUUGGCCGACACGCUUCUGCAGGAGAAGACCAUUAUGCAUGAAGGCAAAAACAUAUUAAUGGAAGUUCGCGUACUGGAUGCGCGCAACAUCGGCAACGAGCUGGAAGUUUUCCCGAGCGAAGCCGCCCAGCAAAGGUGGACCGUCUCGAACGAUCGCGUGGAACUUACCAGAGGCGCUUUACUGGACAACAGCGAGGCCGGUAUCGUCCGGCUAGUCUUCAUGGCCUUUGACAGACUCGAGGAGAUACUACAGCCGCAAGCGGAGCCGCCGUCCGUCGUCAUGAACGACGAUCCCCAGCCACUGCCGCGGAGGAACACUACUCGUCUUCUCAACAGCAAAGUUAUCUCGGCGUCCUUGGGAAAAGGCCGGCACAUACAGCUCUCGGAACCCGUUCGAGUGUAUUUCAGACAUCUGGCGGUCGAGAACGUCACCAAUCCCACUUGCGUCUUCUGGGAUUACAUCUUGAGUGCCUGGUCGGACGAGGGAUGCCAGAUACAAAAGACCAACGAGACUCACACCGUGUGCGAAUGCAAUCACCUGACGAACUUCGCCGUGCUGAUGGACGUGCACGCCGUCAGGCUGGACAUCGCCCAUCAGGUUGCCCUGCAGAUCAUCACGUAUAUAGGCUGCAUCAUUUCCGUCGUCUGCCUCGUCCUGGCUAUUCUCACGUUUCAAUUAUUUCGCGGACUGAAGUCGGACAGAACGACGAUCCACAAGAAUCUCUGCGUGUGCCUGCUGAUUGCCGAAGUACUUUUCGUUUGCGGUAUCGGCCAAACUAAUCAGAGAAUCGUUUGCGGCAUCGUGGCCGGCUUAUUGCACUUUUUCUUCUUGUGCGCAUUUGCCUGGAUGUUCCUCGAAGGAUUCCAAUUAUAUGUGAUGCUGAUCGAGGUAUUUGAAGCGGAAAAAUCGCGGCUUCGAUGGUAUUAUCUGGUCGCGUAUGGCGCACCGCUGUUGGUCGUAGCAAUUUCGUGCAUAAUCGAUCCACUCAGCUACGGUACCGAUCGGUACUGUUGGCUGCGCGCAGAUAAUUAUUUCAUCUUCAGCUUCGUCGGACCUGUGAUACUCGUUAUACUGGCAAAUCUGGUAUUUCUAUCAAUGGCAAUCUAUAUGAUGUGUCGGCAUGCGAAUACUACUGUGGCUAUGAAAAGCAAGGAGCAUUCCCGAUUGGCUAGCGCAAGUGGAAAGGAAGAGAAUGCUCUUCCCAACAAAUUGCAAGCGCACUUGGCCUGGCUGCGGGGCGCUAUCGUGCUGGUGUUUCUACUAGGUCUGACCUGGACGUUCGGGCUUCUCUACUUAAACCAAGAAUCCGUCGUGAUGGCGUACAUCUUCACCGUAUUGAAUAGUCUCCAGGGGCUGUUUAUCUUUGUGUUCCAUUGCGUACAGAACGAGAAGGUGAGGAAGGAAUACCGAAAGUUCGUGCGCCGUCAUUCUUGGUUGCCGAAGUGCCUAAGGUGCUCGAAGACUGUGACAGGCGGCUCGGCCGGCUCCACUGGCGGCAGUGGCGGCACCGGCGGCGCCAACGGCGGCAAGGACUUCGCCUCGCAUAACACCUCGUCGAACCCCUCGGCUCCUACCACUGACAGCUCCGGACUGUCGCCUCAUGCAGCCACCAAUUACUUGGUAUCCGGUCGAAGCUGGGCGAUAGUCGAUAGGCAGCCGGCAGUAACGGUGCCAGGUGAACCCGCCUCGACCGAGGCUCACAUCGUGGCCACCCUGCCGUACGCACGUCACGCCUUCUUACCCUCAGCUCCCAAUAUCCCCAAAUCUGCCACCGCCACUUGGGGCCACCUUAACAAAAACCUCAUGUGGAAGAACAUUUCUUUUAAGUCUUACUCUCGCGAUUCCGGACAUGGCGGCUCCGAGCAGGAGGAUUCCCCGCGGACGCACAACACCCUGACGCUCGGCCAUUCUGGUAGGAGACGCGGACCGAAUGAUACAACCGAUAUGAACACUGGUACCAGGACGAUCGGCGGUAGACGUGCCGCGAUGCCAUACAAUCAUACGUAUACCGAAAUCGUAGAUGGUCGAGGCAAUGGCGGUAUCGCCGGGCAUCAUCAACUGCAUGGUCACCACGGUCAGCACGUUCAUUUGCCGCGUGGCCUUGCCAACGAGGACGAUCCAGUGUACGAGGAGAUCGAGCGUAGUGGCGGUGGAGGUGGUGGUGGUGGUGGCAACGGCAGCGGCAACGGUGGCAUCGGCAGUGGAAUCGGCGGUAUCGUCGGCGCUGGCGAGAUCCAGGUGUCGGAUAUGUCCGAUGAGGACGGCCGUCGACCGAGCGACAUGAGCAGGCAAUCCUCAAGAAGCUACGGUGAUCAUCGGCCGCUGAUCCCGUACUCGCCCGCCGCCGAUCGCAAUCUGGUGCACUACGGCCAAACGAUGACGGAACGCGGCGGUAGUGCCGGUGGCGGUAAUCUCACGCAUUACGACUCGACGGAGUACGGGGUCGAACGAACCCUGAACGCCUGUUGGGAGAAACUGCGCCGGCAGCAGGCUAGGUACGAGCUUGGAGAUCUGCCGCGGUUGCCGGCGGCAUACGGCAUGCCGCCACAGCAAGACCACACGCGGACGGUGGCCGUGCUGGACGGGCACACCGUCGUCUGUCACUUACAGCCGCAGACGGACAUGUACACGGGUCGCGGUAUGCCGCCGCCGUCCUACAGCGAGUGUUAGGUUCCGACCUGGGCUAGGGAACCUCUCUCGUCCCCUCGCGAAGAAACGACGAACUCGUCUAAGAGAUGGUGACGUCGACCAGCUAGUACGGCGUAAACCGUCUGGACGAUUCGUCUCCCGGGACUACGUGAUGGUGAUGGAGGUGACGGUGGUGAUGGUAUCGACGAUUCGUUCCUGAAGAGAAUAACCGAAGGGAACACGCGGGAGACGAACGUACCGCUUUUUAGCUCAAGCGUAAGCGCGACGGUGUCUUGAUGCAGUCUCAUCGCGUUUUAGCCAUAAUCGACGUAUCGCGAGCGUUCUAGAGAAUGCCGCUCUUGUUUCCGUUCAGGUGGAAUUUUGAUCAGACGUCUCCUCGCGAACGAAUGGAGAGAGAGAAAGGAUGGAAGUAUGAGAGAGAAUGAACGAAUGCGAGAUCGGUGGGCAUCCAACUAAGACUGUCACGUCGUCCAAUGGAUGCCCCGUUUCUCUUAAGAUAUACUGUGUACAUGUGUGCGUGAGUGCAUACCACCGCGACGUGGACUUUGUAUAACAAUUGUAGCGGACCUCUCGUUUAGGCUAAGUCGACGACGACGACGUGCCCGUCGUGGCGUUUGGAAUUGGCGAACCGAGAUUGGCGCCAAGAAAGAUCAGAACGUAACGGAUCUUGAUGAAGACGGGAGUUUCUGCGAAGUCCGAAGCGAUUGCGAGGAGAUUGGCUUUUGAGAAAAUAUAUUCUGAAUUUAAAUACGAUGUGUUUGUAGAUUUCAUACGAGCGUAACGAACCAAAGUUUUAUUGUUUUGAUGUUAAAAAGCAGCUCGUGGAAAUUUUUGCAAAAAUCUGUCAUAUAUUA
Atta colombica is the source of this 4989-nucleotide messenger RNA. Its product is annotated as latrophilin Cirl-like. Gene Ontology annotation, biological process: adenylate cyclase-activating G protein-coupled receptor signaling pathway; cell surface receptor signaling pathway. Bases 137 to 4156 code for a protein of 1339 amino acids. The record is from RefSeq and is a predicted model, not a curated record. The transcript is spliced from 17 exons. Gene Ontology annotation, molecular function: carbohydrate binding; G protein-coupled receptor activity. Gene Ontology annotation, cellular component: membrane. Lineage: Eukaryota; Metazoa; Arthropoda; Insecta; Hymenoptera; Formicidae.